Messenger RNA from Cutaneotrichosporon oleaginosum, 5015 nucleotides. RefSeq lists its product as uncharacterized. Gene Ontology annotation, cellular component: transcription elongation factor complex. Lineage: Eukaryota; Fungi; Basidiomycota; Tremellomycetes; Trichosporonales; Trichosporonaceae. Gene Ontology annotation, biological process: nucleosome organization; transcription elongation-coupled chromatin remodeling; transcription elongation by RNA polymerase II. Gene Ontology annotation, molecular function: nucleosome binding; histone binding; DNA binding. The record is from RefSeq and is a predicted model, not a curated record.
UCGACUGUCAACAUCAUCUCCCUUUCGACAACGCUCUCUUUCUCUCUUCCACGACAGCCAGAACCUUUAGAGCGACAGGCUGGCCAAAUCUGCGCCGUCUGGCAUCGGCUCCCAGAAAAUCCACGGUCUCACUUCUCACACCAACCUCCACCUUGGUGCAAGCAUGUCCGACCGAGAGCAAGCAGCGUCGUCUGAGGGCGAGGGCGAGGCUAUUCGUCCGUAUGGCGAACCAGACCCAGAUCUCGACUCCUCCGACGAGUCUGAAGAGGACGAUCCCGAGGAGGCCCGCCGCAUUGCUGAGGGUUUCAUCGUUGAUGGGGAUGAUGACGAUGACGACGAUGCGGACGAGGACAACGAAGAGGAGCAGCGCCGUCGCCGGCGCGAGAAGCGCAAGCGCAAGCGUCGCAGAGAGCGCGAGAGGCAGCGGCGCGAGGAAGAGGAGCUGUCCGAGGACGACCUGGAGCUCUUGAACGAGAAUGCAGGUGUCGGACCAUCGCGCCCGUUGAAGCGUCUACGCAGGCGGUCGGGGUCAGACGAAGGCGAUUCGCGUCUCCAGGGUAUGUUUGACGACGACGAGGAGCGCAUGGCCGACGACGACGACGACCUCGCCGAUUUCAUUGAGGAGGACGAGGACGAAGAACAGGCGCGUAACGAGACCGAAGAGCAACGACGGGAACGAAAGCGCGAGGAGAAACAGCGUCGGCUCGACGCCGCUCGCGCGCGUCCAGAGCUCGCUGGCGUCGACAAGGACUCAUGGGACGAGAUCUUCGAUGUGUUCGGCGAUGGGCAUGACUAUGACUGGGCGUUGGAGGGCGAGGAGGGCAUGGAGUUUGAGGAUGAGGACGAAGGGAAAAAGGACCUCCGCCUUGAGGAUGUGUUCGAUCCCGCCGAGAUCAAGGAGCGCCGUCUGCAAGAUGAGGACCGCGCCAUCGCGCAGGUGGAUCGGCCUGAGCGUCAUCAACUCGUCAACUCGACGCUCUCCGACAACCCUAUCCUCGUCCCCGACACACUUUACCCUCCUCCAGAGGUUGCUGCAGGCUGGGCGCACAACCGCAUUGGCACACGCACGCAGUACCUCUUCUGCGGAAAUACUGAUUUCCUUUGGCCUGAGCCGUCAGUGCAGGACCCGAAUCCGGAGCCUGCGCAACCUCGUCUCGACCUUCAGGAGGACUUCAUCAAAGCGGUGGCAAGCGCGCUCAACAUGAUGUUCGUGCAGAAUCUUGAAGUGCCAUAUCUGUGGCACUACAAGCGUGACGCGUUCAGCGUGCUCGAAAACCAGGGCCAGACGUCAGUGCAGUUCCUCGACCGCGAUGACCUGUGGACCCUGUAUGGACUCGGCAUCAAGUUCCGCGCCAUCUGGCAGCGUUGUGAGCAGGUCACCGCGAUGUGGAACAAGGUUCGCGCACGCCGACCAGACGUUGAAGACAAGUACCUCACCGAAACACUGCUUCCCUCUGUCUGCAACUUGUCGAUCGAGGCCGCGGCCGAGGGCGCAGACUGGCUUGCAUACCACUACGCGGACGACAUCCGGGCUAUCAAGGAGGACGAGGCGAUCGAGGAGGGCAGCGGCAAGCGCUUGCCAGAGCGCAACCGCGACAGUGAGAUGCGCAAAGGGCCGAUCAUGCAGCUCGUUAAGGCGUUUGGCAUUAACGUUCCCGAAAUCGCGACAGCCUUCAAUGUCAUCGGUGGUGAUCCCAUUGCGCCGCCUCCCACUCCGGACAAGAUGCCCGACGAUCUUGCUGAGGAAUUCUGUGGCGAGGGGACGCCAUACCAUAUUGCCGCUGACGCCCUUAACGCGGCCAAACGCAUCAUUGCGGCUGAACUCUCCCGCGAUCCAUCCAUUCGUCAACAGUCGCGCGAGUUUGUUGAGGCGUGUUCCCUCGUGUCGACGACGCCGACUGAUCGUGGCAUGUCCGUCAUCGACCAGUACCACGCAUACUACACCUUCAAGUUUUUGACGAACAAGCCUGUGGAGCUGUUUAAAAACACACCUCAAUUCCUGCACAUCCUGAAAGCUGAGGAGGAGGGGUUACUCAAGAUUGAGUUCUCGCUCCAGCCCGAGGGAUUUGCCAGCUAUGUCGACGCGCUUAAGCGCUGCGUCCAAUCACAAGACUAUAGUGAGGUCGCGCAGUCGUGGAACGGACACCGCGAGGAGAUCAUCGACCAAGUCGUCAAGAAGGGUUACAUCCCUGCAGCCCAGCGCUGGCUGAAAGAACACAUGCGCACCCAGGCCGAGGAGUUUGUUGCCGAGCGCUGCCGCGAGGAGCUUGAGUUCCGCGUAAACAUGCGCCCGUACGCUACGCGCGACAUGGCCGUGGGCGAGACCCCGACUGUCCUCGCCAUCACCGUCGGUCAAGGCACGGUGCACGACGCCGUGGUGGCCGUCACUGUAGAUCCCGAGGGUGCCAUUCGCUCGCCGCGCAAAUUCGACAAUCUGCGUGACGCAGGCCCACGCUCAGCAUUCAUUGAGCUGGUCGAGAAGAGACAGCCGAAGGUGGUUGUUAUUGGCGGUCUCUCAGUCCAGACCGGACGGCUACGCGACGACGCUCUGUCGGCUCUCAAGGAAUUGGCCAUGCGUGACUUGCCUGACGGCGUGCGCCAGCCUGUUUCCGAAAACUUCGACACGCAUGAGGAUUUCCAGGACGCCAUGGCCGACUUUGAGGCGCAUCUCCAGCGUUUCAUGAAGCCCCUCAUCUUCGUCAACGACGCAACGGCGAGGCUGUACAUGAACUCGGAAGCUGCUGCGAAGGAGCACCCCGAGCUGCCACCCAACGGUCGCUAUGCUCUUGGCCUCGCGCGGUACGCCCAGAAUCCUCUGAACGCGUACUGCCGUCUCGGCCGCCGCAUUGCCGAUGUCACGUACAUUGAGCACCACCAAAAGCUCGUCUCGACGGAGCGUCUUCUGACCCACCUUGAGCGAGGUCUGGUAAACUCGGUGAGCGCCGCUUGCCUGGAGGUCAACAGCGCCGUGCUCGACCCCUAUACCCGCCACAUGGUGCCGUUUGUGGCAGGACUUGGACCGCGCAAGGCCGACGUCCUCUCCAACGCCAUUAACAAGCACGGGCCGCUUUUGAACCGAAUGCAGCUGUCCGAGUACGGCACUUUCGGUCCGACCAUUUUCGAGAAUGUUGCAGGGUUCCUGUGCAUCGACAAUGACGUGAACGAUUUCCGACUCGACAAGGAUGACAGCCCGAGCGAGCAGGCUGAGCCCUUGGACAUGACCCGCAUCCACCCUGAGGACUACGAGUUCGCGCAGAAAAUGUGCCAGGACGCGCUUGACCUCGACGCCGAGGACGUGGCCGACCAACACAAGUCACAGGUCGUCGUGCAGCUCAUGCAGGACGCGGACCGUGAGCGGAAGCUGCAGGAGCUCAACCUUGAUGACUUCGCAUUCAACCUUCAGCGCCAGGGAGAAGGCAACAAGCGGCACACGCUCGGGGCCAUCGUUUCGGAACUUAUUGCGUGGCGCCAGGACCGCCGGCCCAUGUUCUACGUCCCCAAUGACUGGGAAGUGUUAACGAUGCUCACUGGCGAGACGGAGCGAACGAUCGGCCCCGGCUUGCGUGUAACCGCCACUGUCCGCCGCGCACUCUCGGGACGCGCAUUCUGCCAGCUCGAGACGGGCCUUGACGCCGUUCUUGAACGCGAGUACGUCUCCGACGACCCGAUCAACUCUGUCGACGAGGUGCUCAGCCGCGGCCAGGCAAUCACGGCUGUCAUCCUUGAGCCCAAUCCGGGGCGCUUCCAGGUGCGCAUUUCUACGCGUCAGUCGGACCUGGUGCAGAGCCAGCCGUUCGUGCAGCCUUUCCGCAACGAGGAGUACAACGACACCUCGCGGCAGCAGAUGGCAGAGGAGGCCGCCUCGCAGAAGAGAGCGCGCAAGGCUGGGUCAGUCAAGCGAGUAGUCAACCACCCCAACUGGCACGUCAUGAACUCCGGACAGGCGGAGCAAUUCCUCGCUGGCCAGACGCGAGGCGACGUCGUCAUCCGUCCCUCGUCGAAGGGCCCAGACCACCUUGCAGUCACUUGGAAGGUUGACGAGGACGUGUAUCAGCACAUUGAUGUGCAGGAGAUCGACAAGCCGCAUGAGCAUGCUCUUGGCCGCAUUCUCCGGAUUGGGGGAAAGUACACAUACUCGGAUCUCGACGACCUGAUCAUCAACCAUGUGAAGGCGAUCGCGCGCAAGUUUGACGAGAUGGUCGUCAACGACAAAUACAAGCCUGAGGACGAGCUGGAGGGCUUCCUCAAGAACUACGUGCAGGCGCACCCGGGCCGUUCGAACUAUGGUUUCUCGAUUGACUCAGACCGGCCGGGUUACCUCAAACUCGCUUUCCUUAACAAGAGCACCAAGGACGGCGGUGUGAUCCAGACCUGGCCCGUCAAGGUGCUGCCAGGCGCGUAUCAGCUGAACAGCGCCGAGGUGCCGGGUGUCACGGAGCUCUGCAACGCCUUCAAGGCGCAGUACUCGAGCCGGCUGAGCGACCAGGGACAGGGCGGCAAGACGCCGGGUAUCCGCGCGGGCGGGCGCACGCCAGGCGGUCGGACACCGGGUAUGCGUGGCGCCGCGACACCGUACGGCCAGCAGGGCGGGCGCACGCCGGGAUACGGCCAGGCGCCAGUGCAAGGCGCUGUGCCAGGUGGCAGAACGCCAGGCUAUGGUGCACCCGGCUUUGGAGGUCGGACACCGAUGCAGCGCCCUCCUCCAGGAGGUAUUAGUGCAUCAGGCGCUCCAGGCGGGCCCGGUGGGCCAGGAGGACCGGGAGGGCCGGGAGGGCCAGGCGGACCAGGCGGACCAGGUGGACCACCCAACUUCGGCGGUUACCCUCCGCCUCCGCCACCAUCGCACUUCAGCCAGUGGGGCGGGCCGCCUCCCCCGCCUCCUGCGGCGGGUGGCGCGGGAAUGAACCCCGAGCGAGCGGCCAUGAUUGCGCGCAACGGAGGGUAUUAGUGUAUUCGUAGCCCGUGGAGUAACAUAUAGCCUGACCAUCCGAUUCAGAUGCAUGCCUUAGCAUAUC